Molecule: messenger RNA, 2030 nt
Organism: Pimephales promelas (fathead minnow)
Lineage: Eukaryota; Metazoa; Chordata; Actinopteri; Cypriniformes; Leuciscidae
Source: RefSeq, a predicted model, not a curated record
UUUGUCCUGAUGCUCGAAAGGAAAAGACUUUGACACAUGCCACCAAGCAGUGAUGCUCUUCAUCAGCACCUCCAUCGAGAAGCUCAUCAGUGUGGACGUAUGGGGCAAUACAUCACUUGUCAAAGACCAUGCAACAGUAUCGCCGUCUCUAUGGGAUGGCGGCAGGAUUCCCCAGACUCUUCAGGGUCACCCCAGGGUGAAUCAUGUAAUCCAACACCCUAAAAAUUCCACAGCCUGCAUGGCUACAAAUAGUCUGGAGUUUAUUGCCUCUUUGACACUUUUAGGGGUCCAACACACACAUGCAGCUUUGUGGGGAGUGUCCAGACAUCUGAGACCUCUGCGUGUCAGAAGAGCUCACUCCAAAAAUAAUAGAGAUAUAGUCAUGAAUGUGAGUGAACGCAUCAGUGUGAUCUACAACAGAAGACAGAGAUCAGGUGUUUCCGGUGUCGGAUCAGAUGAAGUGUCAGUGAUGGAGGGAGAUUCAGUCACUCUAUACACUGGUGUUCAAACAAUCCAACAAUAUGAUAUUAAAUGGUAUUUUAAUGACACUCGCAUCGCUCAAAUCAAUGGAGAUGUCAAUAAGUUCUGUACAGAUGUUCAGUGUAAUGAAGGCACUGAGAGAUUCAGAGACAGACUGAAGCUGGAUCAUCAGACUGGAUCUCUGACCAUCAUGAACACCAGAAACACACACUCUGGACUCUAUGAAGUGAAGAUCAUCAGCAGCAGAAUCAGUGGAAAUAUCUUCAAUCUUUCUGUUCAUGGUGUUUCUGCUGCUGAACGAGAUGAAGUGAAGAGAAAGUCAGUGAAGGAGGGAGAAUCUGUUACUUUACAUCCUGGUGUAAUAAGAAAACCAAGUGAUGUGAUGACGUGGUAUUUUAGUGACACUGUCAUCGCUGAAAUCACUAGAUAUCAGAGUCAGAUCUGUACAGAUGAUCAGUGUAAAGAGAGAUUCAGAGACAGACUGAAGCUGGAUCAUCAGACUGGAUCUCUGACCAUCACAUACACCACAAACACACACUCUGGACUCUAUAAACUACAGAUAAUCUUCAUCAACAGAACCUUCAGCAUCACUAGAGUGAAGAGAUUCAGUGUUUCUGUCAUUGGGUCAGGUCUGUCUUCAGGUGUUGUAGCAGGAAUAUGUGUUGGUGUUGUUCUGCUGGUUUCUGCAGUUGUUACCGCUGGUGAGAUUUACUACCGUCGCCGCAAGUUCAAGCAGUACCAGAUGCCUGAAUGAACGAGAUGGGAAAGGGGAUUGAGGACAAGGCAAACUAUAGAAUAAUCAUUGGAUAGAAUAUUUCCUGGAAACUGAAACAAGGAAAUAACUUGCAUUUCUUUAAUGUUCAUGAUACAAAUAACAAGAUUCAUUCAUGAAGUCUGUAAUCUGUGUCUCUAAAAUAUGUUUUGUGUGUGUUACCAUUACCAAGUAAUAAUGAAUUAUUGAGUUAUACAUUAUUAUAACACUAAUGCACUAAACUUUUACCAACAGUUAUUAGUGAUUACAGUAAAACUAAUAUCAGAAAAGAAAUUGGAACAUUUAAAAAAAAAAGAUCUUGCACAGUUUUUUUAAUAGUAUGUAUAAUAACUGUAGUUUCUGGGGGAAAUUAUUAGGAUUAUCAUUUGCUUUAUGGUUUUUCACAAUUAAUGCAUAUUUUUUUGAACAAGUUAUGAACACAAUGAAUAACUCUAAGCUUGAAACACAUACUGACCGCUCAAACUCUUCCAGUAAUACCCAAUACUCAUGCAGAACCUGUUCACUCAACAGAUCGCAAUACAUUUUUGGUACAGAUGUAAAUGCAUGAUCUGAAUUAGUUUUGAGGAUUCAAGAGUCAACAUGCUAAACUGAUCUUACAAUACCAAUAAUUGGUAAAAGUCUUUGUAUUUAGCACAUUCUUUAGAUCAGACUGAGACUGUCGCUGGAGAUCUGCUACUUUUUAAGAUUUAAGUUUAUUUAUUUCUCUCAUGCUGACAGGCACAUAAUCUACGUGAUCUUCCUCUUCAACUUUCUGUAAAAAAAAAAAAAAAAAAAAAAA